Molecule: messenger RNA, 5362 nt
Organism: Ylistrum balloti
Lineage: Eukaryota; Metazoa; Mollusca; Bivalvia; Pectinida; Pectinidae
Product: endophilin-B1-like
Exons: 10
Coding region: 26-1138 (370 amino acids)
Biological process (GO): membrane organization
Cellular component (GO): cytoplasm; membrane
Molecular function (GO): protein binding
Source: RefSeq, a predicted model, not a curated record
UUGAUUUUUAGUGACUGGUUAAUGGAUGCAAAACGGUGAGCGCUUCAAGAUGAAAAAGUUCGCAGCAGACGCAGGCACACUAUUUAACAGAGCAGUACAGUUUACAGAAGAAAAAUUGGGAUCAGCAGAAAAAACAGAAUUAGAUGCCCACUUUGAAAACCUUCUACAGAGAGCUGACAAAACUAAGUUAUGGACAGAACGAGUAUUACGCCAGACAGAAGCUGUUCUGCAGCCAAACCCGAAUAUAAGAAUGGAAGAUUUCUUCUACGAGAAAUUGGAUAAAAAGAAACGAGAUAGAAACAAUCACCAGGAACAAUUGGGCAAUGUGAUGAUAGAUGCAGGCAAUGACUACGGUCCAGGAACAUCAUAUGGUAAUGCCCUGGUCAAGUCCGGUCAAACACAGAUACAGAUAGGUAAUGCAGAACGUGAAUUCACUCAAGCCACUGUCAAUAACUUCCUACAGCCCCUGAAAAGCUUCCUGGAAGGGGAUAUGAAAACAAUACAGAAAGAAAAGAAGAUUUUAGAAGUAAAACGAUUAGACUUAGAUGCUUCUAAAAAUAGAUUGAGGAAAGCAAAAUCCACCGCAAGUCAACAACAGCCUAACUCCACUACCAACACCCUGACCCUCGUAGAGGCUGAAGCGGACUUACGGGUGGCCCAAGCGGAGUUUGACCGACAGGCAGAAAUCACAAAGCUGUUGUUAGAGGGUGUCAGCAGCGCUCAUGCCCAUCACUUGCGGUGUCUGAAUGACUUCAUUGAGGCCCAGACAACCUACUACGCCCAGUGUUUGCUGUACAUGCAAGAUCUGCAGAGACAGCUGGGAAGUUACAAUGUCGGUGGCGGAAACACUGCGCCAAAUACCUUGGGUCCAGGUAUUUCAAAUAACUUUUCCACCGAUCCCAUGAUACCUAGUGCACCUCCCAUGAUACAAGUCAUAGCUGCUACUCCAAACACAGAGAAAAAACAAGCCCGUGUUCUUUAUGACUACGACUCGGCUGAUAGCUCAGAGCUCUCCUUGUUGGCUGAUGAGUUAAUAACAGUGCAUCGACUUCCGGGUUUGGAUCCUGAUUGGCUAAUGGCAGAAAGAGGCCCUCAGAAGGGGAAAGUACCAAGUACAUAUUUGGAAGUAUUAGAAUGAUGCUAGGUCACUGUAUAGUUGGACAUCAGUAAUUAACAACUCUGUUUUCACUAUCGAUUUAUAUAGAAUGGGUUUACCAUUGUAAUCAAAUUCUCCACACACAUGCUCUCAGAAUUUUGUUGCCAUCUUCACUAUUUUAUAAUUAUGAUGUGACUGAUAUGUCUAAGUUUUUGUUGUUGAGGAUGUUGGUGAUUUGUGUUCAUGCAUGGUUGGAAAAUCAUGUGUUAGAUUUAUGAUAAAACAUUGAUAAUUUUUUUAAAUUAUAAUCAUUAAAAAUGUACAUUUGACAUAUUUGAACAAAGAUGUCACACAUCAAUUUUUUUAUGACCCAGAUUUUCUCAUAACACAUAUUGAUGCGCAAUAUCAGCACUGUGAUAUACAGAGGUAUGAGAUAGGAAUUCAUUAAAUUGUAAUUUUCAUGACCUUCAGCAGACCAAAAUUAAGGUCACAUCAGAUAGUUUUUGCUUACAAUUGGAAACUAUAGCAUCAAAGUUUACUUAAUGUACAAGGGUAUCAUAGCUUACAAGCUUUCUAAUGAAGGUAUGGCCAAGAUGUGGAAGCAAACUUCUGGAAGAUCAAGAUUAUUGGUUUUAGUUAUGGUGAAGGCUUAUAUUUUUAUUGUCUGUUAUGGUUUUAUUGUAGUUUUAUGCUUUAAGCUUAAUUCUUUAAAAUUGUUGGUUUUUAAUUUCGUUAAUCUGUUGAAAACAGACAUCAAGUGCAUGUUUAAAUUUAUCAAGUAAAAUAUUGAUGAUUCAAAAGGCACCUGGUUUAAGAAAGUCGGGUACCACUUAGAAUAUACACAGUCUUGAAUGUAUGAUUACCAUUUUUAACACAUUGCUAAGGUAGUUUAAUCUCCUGAAUCAUUGCUUACUGUGAUUGAAAUGUGAGAAACUUACUUGUAUUUUACCAAAAUGAAACUUAUUUAAAAAUUCAAUCAUUUUACAUUUAUAAGGAUCUGUUGUUUUUAUUAUCAUAACUAUUAUUUCGCAGUAAAGCAAAAAUAUGGUGUCCCUGUAGUGUUAUUGGUCCUACUGAUGUGGUUUUUAGAUUGUUAUUUUAAACAAUUAUUGAUUGAAUAUUAAAAGUGUGUGACAGUGCUGAUGUUUUGAUCAGCAGUGCAUUCCAUGUUAGGGCCUCCAGUGUAUCUUAUCAAUAUUUUAAUCAGCUGAAACGGGCUCUACUGUUACACAUAUUCAUACUUUUUAAAGCUAUACAGGGUUGUGCUCUCCUUGAUAUCCAAAAUGAUUUAUUUUCUUUAAUCUAUUUUGGAUUGGAAUGAAAUCAGAAUAGUGUAACAAAAACAAAAUUGAACAUAAUUUUGUGUUGAAACUGAUACAUGUGUGAAUCAUGUACACGUAAAUGUUGUACAUUUUGUAAUUCAGAUUUUUUUAGGAAAUCCCUUUAUUCUUAACACACAUAAUUAUUCCUUAAAGAAAAACAAAAACUAAUCAAAAACAACACAAAAAAAACAAAAUAACAAGAUGUAACAGCGUAACACUUAAUUUGUUGAAGACACUGGCAAUGUUUUAGUACAUAGGUAAACUGUAGAUCAUAGAUAAAAUUAAACUAUAAAAGCGUUGAGACCUGUAAGAACUAGAGUAGAAUUAAAUCCAGUAAUUUGGGUUGGAUUUUUUAAGGCAAGUUCAGAACACCAAUUGCAAAAUUUUGAUAAAACCCAAUACUCGAGAGAUAUAGCAGGGUCCCAAAAUUUGAAUGAGUCCCACAGGAAAAGCUUGAGUUCAGGACUCAAAUAUCUGAGUCCCAAAAGUCAUUGAAAUCUACUGGACCAGAAGUCAAAGUAGUUAUGUAUCAUUAUAAAUAAUUUAUCGUGUACAGAUAAUUAGCAAGCUCCACUGUACUUCAUUACAGUUUUCUCUGUUGUCAAAACAUGAUAUAUAUUUUAGUGAUUACUAAUAAAGAAUUUUUUUUAAAAAACCUGGAGGAUGCAUGCAUACAUCAAUAUUAACUAACAAUGGGAAAACUGGGAACUUGAUUAGUUUGACUAAAACCUAACAUUGUCAUCUUACUGUAUAAAAUAUCACAUUAUUGUGUGGAUAACUCACAGGCCCCUGUGUUUUACUGUAUAUAGCUUGCAUAUCUGUACUUUUACUAUUUAUAGAACUUCAGAGGUCUCCAUGUUCCCUACUCAUACCCUAUUGAUAGCAGAGCAUUUGAUAUUUACAUACUGUAUGGUAAAUCACGGGUACUUGUCCUUUCUGAGUGUAGAAUGCAACAAGCACCUGUGCAUAUACAGUUCAGGUCCCUGUGUUUUACUGGAUAUAUUCUGUGUAGUAAAUCACAGGUCCCUGUGUUUUACUGGAUAUAUUCUGUGUAGUAAAUCACAGGUUCCUGUGUUUUACUGGAUAUAUUCUGUGUAGUAAAUCACAGGUUCCUGUGUUUUACUGGAUAUAUUCUGUGUAGUAAAUCACAGGUCCCUGUGUUUUACUGGAUAUAUUCUGUGUAGUAAAUCACAGGUCCCUGUGUUUUACUGGAUAUAUUCUGUGUAGUAAAUCACAGGUCCCUGUGUUUUACUGGAUAUAUUCUGUGUAGUAAAUCACAGGUCCCUGUGUUUUACUGGAUAUAUUCUGUGUAGUAAAUCACAGGUCCCUGUGAUACUUACAUAAGAUGCAACAGGCCCCUAAGUUCCCUACAAAGGGAUUUAUGGACCCUGUGUUUUACUUGAUUCAAUUUAUGUACAUACCAAUCAGGUAAGUAACAGGUCCCUGUGGUUUUUUUCAACAAAUCUCUUUAUAGGUUACAGGUCCCUGUGCUUAAGACAAUUAAAGUUUUUACUGUAAUUUAAACAACUGUACAACUGAUUCUUGUCAAGUGAGAAUUAUGAAAAUAUCAAAUGUUGAAUGAAUGAGUGAAUUAAUAAUUGUACAUAAGAUUUUAACUUUGAUUUAUUUGCAUUAAUUGAUGUCAAUUUUAUCACUUGAAUGCAUAGUCUGUGCAAUAGUUUGCUACAGAAGUUGAAAUACUGAGAAUGUUGACUAAUGCACAGUACUCUGUGAAUAAAGAGAGAAUGACUAUGCGAUGACAUUGUGGUUAUUUAAGUAUGUCACUAGGUACUCUCAAUAAAUCUCUAUUUUUACUUGUUUUCAAAUUUUUUUCAGUUUCAUUUUAGUAUCCCCAUUGUCAUCCCAUGUACUGUUCCAUUUCCUCCCACGAACACAUGUUGUACAGUGAAUUACUGACGAAUAUUUAAUUGCAAUGAAAUCUAAAGUAUUGCUUGUACAUACAGUGUAUUUAUGUGUUUGUGAAGCACUGACAUUGUAAUUACAAUUUAGAGAUUGUUUUAUAUAAAAAGCCAAGUAGACAUGUCACUCUCAGAGUUCUCACUAGUUUCCUGGAAUGCUACCCUCUAUAUGUAUGCUGUCAACAAUUACCAAAUUUUGCUUUUGAUUUUCAUAUUGUAAUCUGUAAUUUAGAAAAAAUGGGCUUAAUAACCGUCACUUUGAUGAUAUGAUAGCACACAGAAUUUGAAUGAUAGUCUAAAAGUUAUCACAUCCUUCCUGUUAUUGCUUAGGUCACAGGAGACAAUAAAGUGUCUUGUAUUGUCAUAAAUCCUGCUUUAACACUAAGAAGAAAUGUUCACAAUUCAACCCAAAUGUAUAGUGUUUGCAGUAGCUAAAAUUGACUUUUUCAAAUUCAUACAAAUUCUAGUCUUCGUUCUAGCUGUAGGUUUUGAUGUAAGUCUAUUAAGCUUAUGCUAACUAUUGACAUAUGCUAUAAAGACUACAUUAUGCUAGACAUACAUAAUGUCAGUGCUGUUAAGACAAACAUCCAUAUACAUUAGUUAUGACGUUGAUAAACAUAAUGUAUAGCAAUGUCAUCACAGGACUGUGCUAGCAUACAAGUAAUGUCAUAUCUAGUAAACAAAACAGUAUUAUGUAGCAUACAAGUUAUAACUUAUGUCAAACUUAGCAUACAUUGUACAAGUUUUAAUGUCAAAGGCAAAAAUCUUAUAUAGAUACUUCAUGUAUAUUGCAAUUAGUCACACAGUGUAUAAUAUUGGUGCUGGCCUGUCACACAGUGUUGGCCCAGUAAGGUUGUUUACUGACUGUAGGAAUCUAGGUUACACGAUGCAAUAGUGAUGAGAUUUGUACCCACUCCCUUGUACAUUACCCUGGCCAGCAAGUCAGCCUGGGGCUGUACCUUGAAAUUCUCUGUAUAUAGGGUUAAAGUAUAGCCAACCCUCAAAUAAACUUAAUGAAACAUGUA